Messenger RNA from Coturnix japonica (Japanese quail), 2505 nucleotides. The record is from RefSeq and is a predicted model, not a curated record. NCBI's taxonomy places the organism in Eukaryota, Metazoa, Chordata, Aves, Galliformes, Phasianidae.
CCAUAUGAUGCUUUACCGACUAGAGGUGUCAGCGGGGCUGGGGGGGCCCUGGCCACGACACGGCCGGUGUUUGAGCCCUUCCGACCCGCGGGGUGACAGGCAGACCCGUGGGGAUGUCCCAGCGCUCAGUGGAGAGCGGAGAGAGGUUCGGGUUCUGCUUUGAGGUGUGUGGCUCCGACCCCGCUCCCUGGAGAUGCAGCCAUCCUGUCCCUCGCCAUCGAUAAAUGCUCGUUGCGAGGUGUCCCAAAGCCACAGCUCUGCGAUGGACACGUCCGUCCCUGGCCGGGGGGAUGCGGGCCCCGCUUCCCCUGCAGCCCCGCGCCGGGCACUCACUGCAGCGGGGCCGCCCGCCCCGCACCGGGUUCGCCGCAUGGCUCCUCCGCCGGGACAACGGGCCCGGGGCACCGCCGCUGCUGCGAGUGAUGUGCUGUCCCGGCGGGGAAAUGCAUCCUGAAUGGGGCUGAGCCCCCCUGCAAGGGAAUAUGCAGCGUCGGUGCCGCGGGAGCAGCAUUGGGGCAGCGGCCGGCGGCCGGCGGGAUGGUGGCAACCUUCAAGAUCGCCGUGCUGGGAGCUCAGGGCGUGGGCAAGAGUGCCAUAGUCCGGCAGUUCCUCUACAACGAGUUCAGCGAGGUCUGUGUGCCCACCACGGCCCGUCGCGUCUACCUGCCCGCCGUCGUCAUGAACGGCCACGUGCACGACCUGCAGAUCAUGGACUUUCCGCCCAUCCCCGCCUUCCCCGUCAACACCCUGCAGGAGUGGGCAGACGUGUGUUGCAGGGGGCUCCGGAGUGUCCAUGCCUACAUCCUGGUCUAUGACAUCUGUUGCUUUGACAGCUUCGAGUACAUCAAAACCAUCCGCCAGCAGAUCCUGGAAACAAGGGUCAUCGGCACCUCGGAGACCCCCAUCAUCAUCGUGGGCAACAAGAGGGACCUGCAACGGGGCCGGGUGAUCCCGCGCUGGAACGUCUCCAACCUGGUGAAGAAGACGUGGAAGUGCGGCUACAUCGAGUGCUCGGCCAAGUACAACUGGCACAUCCUGCUGCUCUUCAGUGAGCUCCUGAAGAGUGUGGGCUGCGCCCGCUGCAAGCACGUCCACACCACCAUUCGCUUCCAGGGGGCCCUGCGCAGGAACCGAUGCACCAUCAUGUGAGCCCCCCAUGCCACCCCGCCCCCCACAGGACACCCGUUUCCAUUGGGGUGAUGCUGCACUGGGGACACCUCAAUUGUCUCUUCCCUACAAUGACUUUUGAGGAUGCAGUGACUGCUGUUGGGUUGGACCAGGGUGGAGAUUCUACAGUUGUCCAUUGAGUACCAAUGGGGCUCUGCUACUCUGCACAGCAGAGCCUCUUGUGGGCAGCCACGUUGUCCCACAGACCUCACAUCCCCACAUUAGGGUUCCUCACUGCAUCGCCUCCAUGGGCUCUUGCUGAUUGGUGUCCAUCCUGGCCAGUCUGAUUUGAUUUCCCUUCCCCAAAAGUGCUCUUUCCACUCCUACCAGCUCCCUUCCCUCCAAGUCUCAUCCUCACCCCAUAUACCCCAGCCCCACAGAGGCUGUGCAGGACAUACCCUUGGUUUCAGGGGCAAAGCUGCUGCCGUGAACACUGGGCACAGCUCAGCAUCUGAAAUAUAGAUCUACAGUGGAUUUGGCCCCAGCAGGGCCUCCCCCAGGGGAAGGUGGCAUCCAUCCAUCCAUCCAUCCAUCCAUCCAUCCAUCCAUCCAUCCAUCCAUCCGGAGAUGGUUCCCAUGCAAAGGCAGUCUCCGAAGCAAUAGGGAGCUGGAGGUGCAUUUCCAUCCUUUUAUUCUUCAUUCUAUGCACACUCCUAAUGGGAAAGUGAGCCUUUUUUUCUUUAUUUAUUUACUUCGAGUUAAUCUUUUGGCUUGCUCUCACUGUCAGGUCAUCCACACCUGUCCUGGAGCCUGGCACAGCGGUUGCUGGGGCACAAAUGGCACAGGGGUCUGUGGGUUGUCUAGUGGGGACACUAAAGCAGGAACCAACCAAAAUCCACUAUCUCCUCCCACUCACAGCUUCAGCUUCCCAGGAGCUACACUGCUAUCCUGGUAACACUUUCUAUUAAGAGUCCCCCCUCACUGAGCUCCAAUCCAUGGUAUUCAGCACAGCCCUGCACCUCUGCCAUCGGCCCCCACUCUAUCCCUGCCAUCGGUCCCCACGUCCCCACCACUGGUCCCCAAUCCUAGCAGCCACCUUGGGAUCUAAAACCCAUUCCAUUGCAUCCCAAAACAAAACACAGUUAAACCAAAACCAGGAAAGUUGGCAAGAGGGAGCCUGUGGCCAAGAGCUGGGGGAGAGGAUGAGUGUGGCCAUUGAAGGCAGCAGCCUCCAUCACCCCCACAGCAAACCCUCUGUGCAUCUCUUUGGGGUUUCUCAGCACACACGACCCAUAUUUUGGCCUCUUGCUGGCUUUACCCCUCCAAAUGGUUUGAGAAGGAAACUCCUUGGUAAAUGCCACUAAUAAAGCAUUUAUACAGUACUCCGACAUACACAUA